AGCAGGUGCUAUUAGGAAACAGGUACCCUCUCACCGCGAGGUGGAGGAGCAGGUGCGGUCGGAUCGAAGGCUCUGGGAGCCAUCUUUGCCAACAGCUUGCGGGAGAGGCUGCCUGAACAUGAAGUCAACAUCAGGGAAAGCGAAACUGAGAGAGAGAGAAAGAGGACAGAGAGAGGUACAAGGAAAUGCUAGAACUAGUGAUCUCACCCAGCCUCACUGUAAACAGCGAUUGUCUGGAUAAACUGAAGUUCAGCCGCGCCGACUCCACCGUGUGGACUCUGAGUGGCAGAAAAGGCAUCAGCACACCGGCUGCCCUGGGAGUGCCCCAGCCCGUUGCAAGACCGUGCCCGCGUGUCCUGCCCAGCCAGCAGCGCACAGCCAUGGCAGCCUACGGCCAGACGCAGUACAGCGCGGGCAUCCAGCAGGCUGCCCCCUACGCGGCUUACCCGCCUCCGGCACAAGCCUACGGAAUCCCUUCUUACAGCAUCAAGACAGAAGAUAGCUUGAACCAUUCCCCUGGCCAGAGUGGAUUCCUCAGCUAUGGCUCGAGCUUCAGCACCCCAUCCACUGGACAGAGCCCCUACACCUACCAGAUGCACGGCACGCCCGGGAUCUACCAGGGAGCAAAUGGACUGACCAACACAGCUGGAUUCGGAAGUGUGCACCAGGACUAUCCUUCCUACCCCGGCUUCCCCCAGAGCCAGUACUCCCAGUAUUACAGCUCGUCCUACAACCCGCCGUACGUCCCGGCCAGCAGCAUCUGCCCGUCGCCCCUCUCCACGUCUACCUACGUCCUCCAGGAGGCACCUCACAACGUCCCCAGCCAGAGUUCCGAGUCACUUGCCGGUGACUUCAACGCACACAACGGACCUUCCACGCCAGCGAAAGAGGGAGACACGGACAGGCCGCUUCGGGCCUCCGAUGGGAAGCUCCGAGGCCGGUCCAAGAGGAGCAGUGACCCCUCCCCCGCGGGGGACAGUGAGAUUGAGCGUGUGUUCGUGUGGGACUUGGAUGAGACAAUAAUUAUUUUUCACUCCUUACUCACGGGGACUUUUGCAUCCAGAUACGGGAAGGACACCACGACGUCCGUGCGCAUCGGCCUGAUGAUGGAAGAGAUGAUCUUCAACCUUGCAGACACACAUCUGUUCUUCAAUGACCUGGAGGAUUGUGACCAGAUCCACGUUGAUGACGUUUCAUCAGAUGACAAUGGCCAAGAUUUAAGCACCUAUAACUUCUCGGCGGACGGCUUCCACAGCUCGGCCCCGGGCGCCAGCCUGUGCCUGGGCUCGGGCGUGCACGGCGGCGUGGACUGGAUGCGGAAGCUGGCCUUCCGCUACCGGCGCGUGAAGGAGAUGUACAACACCUACAGGAACAACGUGGGCGGCUUGAUAGGAGCCCCCAAAAGAGAGACCUGGCUACAGCUCAGAGCCGAGCUGGAGGCUCUCACAGACCUCUGGCUGACGCACUCCCUGAAGGCACUAAACCUCAUCAACUCCCGGCCCAACUGUGUCAAUGUGCUGGUCACCACCACUCAACUAAUCCCCGCCCUGGCCAAAGUCCUGCUGUAUGGGCUGGGCUCCGUGUUUCCCAUCGAGAACAUCUACAGUGCAACCAAGACAGGGAAGGAGAGCUGCUUCGAGAGGAUAAUGCAGAGGUUCGGCAGGAAGGCCGUCUACGUGGUGAUCGGGGACGGUGUCGAAGAGGAGCAAGGAGCGAAAAAGCACAACAUGCCGUUCUGGCGGAUAUCCUGCCACGCCGACCUGGAGGCACUGAGGCACGCCCUGGAGCUGGAGUACUUAUAGCGGCGGCGCCUGCACCUGCCAUGGCGCCCACCCAGCCCCUCCCGUCCCCACCCGCGACCCCACCGCGAGCCGCAAAGACCCAACGCCGGACACCAGGCAGGUCCCACAGCGAGAGGACGUGUCCCGUGGCUGUCAAGAGCCGCCCGUCCGUCUGGUCCCGGCGGGGCCCCUGAGCAGCAAAGUGCCCAGCGCUGGCGGGAACACGCCACCUGGGGCGAGGGCUGGCUCGGAGGCCGCCCCAGACUCACAGGACAAAAGCAAGGAAGUGCUGACGGGGGGAGGGGGGCUGCUGAGGAGCAGGGGAUGGGCUCUUUUUCUUUUUUCCUUUUUAAUUUAUGGACUAGUCUCAUUACUCUGGUAUUACGCUCUUGUACCUGU
Messenger RNA from Microcebus murinus (gray mouse lemur), 2180 nucleotides. It is a transcript of the gene EYA2, whose product is annotated as EYA transcriptional coactivator and phosphatase 2. Gene Ontology annotation, biological process: cell differentiation; multicellular organism development; negative regulation of extrinsic apoptotic signaling pathway in absence of ligand. Gene Ontology annotation, molecular function: protein tyrosine phosphatase activity. The record is from RefSeq and is a predicted model, not a curated record. Gene Ontology annotation, cellular component: nucleus. Lineage: Eukaryota; Metazoa; Chordata; Mammalia; Primates; Cheirogaleidae.